ACACCCAAAACAAAACACAAACACAGUUUCUCACUCACGCUAUAAACAGUAUCUCUCUCUAGCUGUCACUGUCUUUAUGGGCAACGUCUCUAACUACUGACUGUGAUCUCCAGCUCAUUAACAUACUCUUCUCUUCUUCUUGUUUGCUUCUUGGGUCUCCACAUUUGACGAAACCAUGAGCUUUUCCCUCACUUGAUCAAACUGAUCACCACCAACCUCUAAAGUCUAAACUAGACUGAACAAACACACCCCAGAAGAGAAAAACACCGAACUUGAUAAGUUUGUCGGUAAAAGCAAUGGCAUUGAAGCACUUUGAGUUGCUUUUGUUUGUGUUUGUGGUUAAAGUUUUGAUCUCUGGUUUCCCAGUUCUUGUCCAAUGUACUACUGAUCCUAAUGAUGUUCAAGCUCUACAAGCUAUGUACUCUUCACUGAAUAGUCCUUCACAGCUGACCAGUUGGAAAAGUAUUGGUGGUGAUCCAUGUGGAGAGUCAUGGAAAGGGAUCACCUGUGAAGGAUCAGCUGUUGUUUCCGUUCAGAUUUCUGGGUUAGGACUUGACGGGACAAUGGGAUACAUGCUUUCAAACCUCAUGUCAUUGAGAACAUUUGAUCUAAGUGACAACAACAUUCAUGAUCCACUCCCAUAUCAGUUGCCACCGAAUCUUACAAGCUUAAAUCUUGCCAUAAACAACUUGAGUGGGAAUCUUCCUUAUUCCAUUUCUACCAUGGUUUCUCUUAGCUACCUGAAUGUAAGCCGUAAUUCGCUGUCCCAGUCAAUUGGAGAUGUUUUCCAUAAUCUUUCUCUCCUCUCAACCAUGGAUGUCUCUUUCAACAACUUCAGUGGAGAUAUUCCCAGUUCCUUUAGUUCAUUGUCUAAUCUUUCUACACUCAAUGUUCAGAACAAUCAACUGACAGGUUCUCUUAAUGUUCUUACUGGUUUGCCUUUGACAACUCUAAAUGUUGCAAACAACAAUUUGAGUGGAUGGAUACCUCAAGAGCUUAGUUCAAUCCCAAACUUUAUAUACAAUGGUAAUUCUUUUGACAAUGGUCCUGCUCCACCUCCGCCACCAUAUACCUCUCCACCUCCUGGUAAAUCUCACAGAAACCGUACUCAUCCAGGAUCUGGUGCACCUAGGACCCCAUCUUCUGAUGGUCAACCAUCUGAGUCAGAUAAGGGGAAAUCAGUGGGAGCGAUUGCAGGCGUAGCCCUAGGUUCUGUGGUUCUGGUUCUCAUUGCACUCCUUGCUCUUGUCUUUUGCCUUAAAAAGCAUCAAGGCAAGGAAAUUGAUCCUCUAGCUUCCCGGGGAAGUCGUCCUGCUGAUACAUAUUAUACUGGUGCAGAGAUGCAAGAGCCGAGGGUGAAAAACAUGGCUGCUGUUACAGAUCUGAAGCCCCCACCUGCUGAGAAAUUGGUGGUUGAGAGAUUACUAGGGAAUUCUGGAUCCAUAAAGAGAAUGAAGUCGCCCAUCACUGCCACUUCAUAUAGUGUUGCUUCUCUUCAAACAGCAACAAAUAGCUUUAGUCAAGAGUUUAUAAUUGGUGAAGGUUCUCUUGGUCGUGUUUACAGAGGGGACUUUCCUCAUGGAAAGAUAAUGGCUGUUAAGAAGAUCGACAAUGCAGCACUGUCAUUACAGGAGGAAGAUAACUUUCUUGAAGCUGUUUCAAAUAUGUCACACUUGAGGCACCCAAACAUCGUUUCCUUAGUAGGAUACUGUGUAGAGCAUGGGCAGCGACUUUUGGUUUAUGAAUUUAUAGCAAAUGGGAGUCUGCAUGAUAUACUGCACUUUGCUGAUGAUGGCAGCAAGACUUUAUCUUGGAAUGCACGUGUUAGAGUAGCACUUGGGACUGCCCGGGCUUUAGAGUACUUGCAUGAAGUCUGUUUGCCUUCUGUUGUACAUAGAAACUUCAAGUCAGCAAAUAUUUUACUUGAUGAAGAACUCAAUCCCCACUUGUCAGACUGUGGUUUAGCUGCUCUGACACCAAACACAGAGAGACAGGUUUCAACACAGAUGGUUGGCUCAUUUGGUUAUAGUGCUCCUGAAUUUGCCCUGUCAGGAAUAUACACUGUAAAAAGUGAUGUCUACAGCUUUGGGGUGGUAAUGCUAGAGCUAUUGACUGGUCGGAAGCCACUGGACAGUUCAAGGGUGAGAUCAGAGCAGUCACUUGUUAGAUGGGCUACUCCUCAACUGCAUGACAUCGAUGCCUUGGCAAAAAUGGUUGAUCCUGCCCUGAAUGGCAUGUAUCCUGCAAAGUCUCUUUCACGUUUUGCUGACAUCAUUGCCCUGUGUGUUCAGCCGGAACCGGAGUUCCGCCCUCCCAUGUCUGAAGUUGUGCAAGCAUUAGUACGACUAGUGCAAAGGGCCAGUGUGGUCAAGAGACGACCCAGUGAUGAUUCAGGAUUUGCAUAUAAAACCCCGGAUCAUGAGGCAAUCGAUUCAUCACUUUGAGUGUCUUGGCGUUAUUGAACGUGGAAGUGAAGCAUCUGGUUUUGCAUACAGCCAUGCAGAAGUCGAUGGCCGAUGAAAUCAUGCACAGAUAAAGAGGAAAGAUGCUAAAAAGCUAUAAAAUCAGAUCAGAAAGAUAUGUAAUUAUGUCUGAAACAUUGAGAGUUGCUUACUUAUAACUCCAUCUUUAGCUGUAAAUGAUUUAAAACUGUAUUCCAAAAUUUUCCUUCAUCUUUUGUUGUAACAUUUACGAUAUAAUGCAUCCUAAUAAAAGAAUUUCCACUUGUUCCUAGCAA
Messenger RNA from Populus euphratica (Euphrates poplar), 2737 nucleotides. Its product is annotated as protein STRUBBELIG-RECEPTOR FAMILY 8-like. The transcript has 16 exons. NCBI's taxonomy places the organism in Eukaryota, Viridiplantae, Streptophyta, Magnoliopsida, Malpighiales, Salicaceae. Gene Ontology annotation, biological process: protein phosphorylation. Bases 297 to 2444 code for a protein of 715 amino acids. Gene Ontology annotation, molecular function: protein kinase activity; ATP binding; protein binding. The record is from RefSeq and is a predicted model, not a curated record.